GGGCAGGGAGGUCACCUCCCUGAAAAUCAGGCUAUUGCUCCCCCGCCGCCCCCAUCACCAAGCGAGGCUGUCUGUGGCGACCAUGAACUGUCCGGAGAAAGAAGGCACCGGGGGAAGGAAGAGGAAUUUGACCCUGCUAAGGUACAAGCUGUACAUGGGCCAGAGGAGGAGGACAGAGCCCGUGGUAGAGAGCACCACCGCCGCCGGGGAUCACGGCAACUUGAGGAGAAGUCAGUCCGACAGGACAGAGUACAGCCAGAAAUUGCAAGAAAAAAUGGCUCCACAGGUGGUGUCCUCAACCUGUGCCACCCCGCUGCAGGAGGAUGAAGAAGAGGAAGCAGAAGUCAGCAGACGCAUGAUGGCCAGGAGGGCGAAGAUCAUUGUAGAGCUCAUGCAGACAGAGAAAGACUACAUCAGCGACCUGGAUCUCUGCAUCAAGGAAGUGAUUCAGCCCCUGAGAAACAAGCAGAUUGCUCGCUUUGACGUUGAUGGCUUGUUUAGCAACAUUGAAUUGGUCCAUCAACUAUCAGCCAAACUGCUGUCAUUGUUGGAAGAAGCCACAACAGAUGUGGACCCACCCAUGCAAAUAAUCGGGGAAGUGUUCUUGCAGAUUAAAGGCCCAUUAGAAGACACAUAUAAAAUCUAUUGCUAUCACCAUGAUGAUGCACACACAAUGCUGGAAUACUAUGAAAAGGAUGAAGAACUGAAGCAGCAUUUAGGAGACUGUGUACAGUCCUUAAAAAAGAGAUACGAAGAAGAAGGAAAGCCAAAUCUAAUGGACCUGGGAUCUCUGUUGAUCAAACCAGUGCAACGGCUGAUGAAAUAUCCCUUGUUACUCCAUAAGCUCUUGAACUCAACUCCUGCUUCUCACCCUGACUACGAGGCCCUACAAGAUGCCCUUUUUGCUAUGAAAAACAUUAAUGUGAACAUCAAUGAACUUAAAAGGAGGAAAGAUUUAGUGAUGAAGUAUAGGAAGAAUGAUGAUGAUGAAACCCUUAAAGAAAAGUUUUCCCGACUGAAUAUUCACUCAAUUAGCAAGAAAUCCAAGAGGGUCACCAGCCACCUGAAAAUACUGACAAGGGGAGAGCCUCAGGUGAAAGAUCAAACUUUUGAUAAUGAAGAAAAGUUGUUUCAAAGUCUAGAGAAGACUGUGAAAUUGUGUGUGAAGAACAUUUCGCUCUGCUCACAACAUCUCCAGGAUUCUAUACAUCUGGGUGCCCAGAAUAUAAUUUGCCUUCAGGAAAUCCUGCAAGAUAAAGAUGAUGAAGUCAAUGACUGUUCGGAAAAACAGACCAACACUGCCAAUCUAUGUGAAGACUUUAUGGCUCAGCUGGACAAGCUUGUCUUGACUCCUCUCUCAGCACUGCAAGCCCUGUUUCCAGGCCCUCAGAAGCUCAUCCAGAAGCGCUAUGACAAGCUGUUGGACUACAACAGCUGCCUUCAGAGGUCAGCUGGAGAACUGGACCUCGCAAAGAAAGACUAUGAGGCUCUAAAUGCACAGCUAGUGGAAGAACUUCAGGUAUUCAACAGAGAAGCCAAAGAGAUUGUAUUGAACUGUCUACAUUGCUUCAUCACCCUCCUCAAGAAUAUUACAUUUGCAGCACUUCAGUCAAACUCUGCUGUCAUGGUGCCUGUUCCUCUGUCCUCCUCAAGCAUCUGUGAAGUGCAGAAUCAAUUGAUAGAGGAGGUUCACAAACUGAAUUUUGUAAAAGAAAACAGUAGUGUAACCUUUAUUGAGAGAAAAUUGAGCUUGGAAAAAAAGAAACCUGUUCCUUCUCCGCUGGAGUCCCCACACCAAACAGAGGAUGACAGGGCCAAGCUGUUGUCCACGUACAGCACCGAGUCGCUGUACCAGGCUAAGCGCAAGUGCAACGCCGCGCAGGAAUUCGACAUUGACUUGCAUGAAGGAGAGCUGGUGGCUGUUGUGGAACAAAAGGACCCCUUUGGAAGCACAAGCAGAUGGCUUGUUGACACAGGAAUCCUCACAGGGUAUGUGUACUCCUCCUUCCUGAGGCCUUACAAUCCAGCCAAAGCGCAGAAGGCUGUAGCAGAAAAUGGCUUUGGUGAUGAUGAUUUUGAUGACAUCAGCCUCUUUGUCUCUUCACGGCCCCCUACUGACAGCAGCACCAAAAGUCCAGGGUACAAGAACAGUGACAGCAGCUCACCUUUUCCUUUCUGUGAAAAUCCUGCAAUUAAUUGCACGGGGACUGGUGCUCUUCAGGGUAUGGAUGAUCAGCAUAUCUUCUAUGCUGUUUAUGCAUUUCAAGCUAGAAGUGAUCAAGAACUCAGCCUUCAGGAGUACCAGAGGGUGAGGAUACUUCGCUUUUCCGACCUGAGUGGCAAUAAGGAAUGGUGGCUAGCUGAAGCAAAAGGUCAGAAGGGAUAUGUACCAUCUAAUUAUCUAGGGAAGAUGACAUAUGCUUAGGAGGGGAAGGGCCUGUUGAGCCAGAUUCUCUGAAGCAGACGGAAUAAUCAUCUGUUAGGUUUGCUUGCAAGCAAAGCAAGUCACAAGUGAUGACAGAAGCAAUGGUAUCCAGCACUCAAAUGAUACUGAGAACCUCCAUUCUCCAAAAGCGAUCACCUUGUCAAGACCUGAGGGAGGAAACAUUUAACAGGAAGACUGAUUCUGAUUAACAUGCUGAAGAGCUUGCUUU
Messenger RNA from Sturnus vulgaris (Common starling), 2654 nucleotides. RefSeq names its product Rho guanine nucleotide exchange factor 38 (gene ARHGEF38). Gene Ontology annotation, molecular function: protein binding; guanyl-nucleotide exchange factor activity. The record is from RefSeq and is a predicted model, not a curated record. NCBI's taxonomy places the organism in Eukaryota, Metazoa, Chordata, Aves, Passeriformes, Sturnidae. Gene Ontology annotation, cellular component: cytoplasm.